Pipra filicauda (Wire-tailed manakin) is the source of this 3903-nucleotide messenger RNA. It is a transcript of the gene MZT1, whose product is annotated as mitotic spindle organizing protein 1. The record is from RefSeq and is a predicted model, not a curated record. Gene Ontology annotation, cellular component: spindle; interphase microtubule organizing center; gamma-tubulin ring complex. Lineage: Eukaryota; Metazoa; Chordata; Aves; Passeriformes; Pipridae. Bases 52 to 270 code for a protein of 72 amino acids. Gene Ontology annotation, biological process: mitotic spindle assembly; microtubule nucleation by interphase microtubule organizing center; gamma-tubulin complex localization. The transcript is spliced from 3 exons.
GGGCGCAUUCCGGUUCCGGGGGAGGGGAUGUGAGGGCGGUGCGGGGUCGCCAUGGCGAGCAACGCCGCCAGCCUGAACGCGGUCCGGGAGACCAUGGACGUUCUGUUUGAGAUUUCAAGAAUAUUAAACACUGGCUUGGAUAUGGAGACAUUGUCUAUUUGUGUGCGGCUUUGUGAACAAGGGAUAAAUCCAGAAGCAUUGUCAUCUGUUAUUAAAGAACUACGCAAGGCUACAGAAGCUCUAAAGGCUGCUGAAAAUAUGACAGGCUAAUAUGGGCAAAGAUUUCUGCAUGAGAAGAAUGCCAAGAUAAACUUAACAGGAGCUCUGAAGAUUGCCACUAUUCAGACAAAAAUGAAAUAAGUGUGUAUGCAAAGGUUUCAGAAUAUUUCUGUAAUAUUAUUCAAAAGAAUGGUGCAUAUAAUAGCUUUGAAAAAUUUUUUAAUAAGUUCACCAGUAAUAUCAUUACAUGGUAUUUUUGUGAACUGUUUGUGAAUAUAGUGCAAUUGCUAUUCUUUGGCAUCCAAUACUUUUAAAAUCAUGCCAGAUACUGUACGUCUGUUGAAUUUACUAGCACGUAUCAAUGCAUAUUGUUAUAAUGAAUGCAGCUUUGUUAAUGCAUCCUUUGGAAGUGCUAGUAUAUCCUGGGUUUUAUCUCUUGCUUUGAUGAAAAACUACGUGUACAAUUUUAGCCUUGCUUUAUGGACCAUAGAGGAAUGAAGCCCAGACUGACUUUAUUUUAAUUAGAGCAAGGCCAGUGAUUUAAGUAUCAAUUUGAAAAUAAGAAGUAAAGCAUUUUUGAUAAUAUAGGUAAUGAAUUGUCCUUUUGAUUUUGAUUCAAAUUGCUGGGAAAAGUGUUUCACUUAGGUAAUAAAGGUACUUCAGUUAUCCAUGCAGAAAUGUAUGUAAAUUUAAAUUCUAGGUGACGUGGGAUGUUUUAUGGAGAUUAAAUGCUACAUUUGUUACAUUUGUUCCAACUACUGGAUCUAAAAAUAUUAAGUCUGUCUGUUAUUUCUUAGUCAAAGCAUAAAUGAGAAGCAUCAGAUUUGGUUCAUGGGUAUCAAUGAGACUUAAACAGUCAGUUGGUGUAGAAAUGUCUUCUCAUUUAGAACUAGAAAUCUUCACUGGUGCCAGAAGAAGUCUUAAUUUCCAGUAAAUAUCCUUUCGUCCAGAAAUUCUACUUUGUAAGAAAGUAGUUUCUUUUGUAUUCUUCACCUGUGGCUUUUAAGCUUUUUUUUUUUUUUUUUAGCUUUUUUGAUUUUGGUUGUCCUAGUUUCAAGGUGUGGUGCUAAUGGGACCUAAAGGAACUCCAGGGUUAAUAGAGUGAAGCACAUUUGGAAAUGAACCUGGAAUCUUUGUUAAGCCAAAAGUUAUAUUUGUGCAGAGAUAAAAAGUUCUUUCUACUCUGAGAGUUUACAGCAUAUGCACUCUAGGUCAUAGCUCUACAAAAAGCAAUCAACGAGGCUAAAUACUUCAAAUUGCUGGUAGGGAGAAUAGAAAAAUAUUUAUAUUACACUGAAUCACUUACCUUUAUUUCCAGUUAGAGUGUCCCAAAAAUCAUUGCAAGAGAAUGCUAUAAAAACUUCUGGAUAACCAAGCUGGGGAACUUAUAAAUAUAUGUGUCAUUUUUCACACUCACAGCACCAAUUUACAAAGGGUUUUAAGUGUUCAUGACUUGAAUAUUGGGUGUAAUUUUUUUUUUUUUAAACAGUAAGAUAUCCUUAGUAUAAAAAUAUAUCAACAAUGAAGUUCUCUUAGGAAAUCUGAAAAGUCAGUAAAACAUCAUGAAGACACCAGGUCAGAUCAGCACAAAUUAGCAAUUAGCUCUUUACUUAAUUUUCUCUAAACUCAGGGCUACAUGUCAAAAAAGAGAAAAGACGUGUGGAGCGUUCUUGUUGUUCUCAGGAGGCACAUCUAAAUCUGUGAGAUUACCCUGUGUAACUUAAACCCUGAAAGUUUUAAGUAAACUAUAGCAAAUGUGCCUAAAAUAAUAAUGACAUUUUAUUAGGAUGCAUCAGGAAAUGCACUUCUGGUGCAUCUCCUUUUCCUCCAUUGCCAGAUCUUUGAGUAAUUCAGGAAGUUGUCAUGACUUCCCUUGAAUGCCACUCUAUUGACUACUUUGCAUUUAUGUAUUUCCAGGGGGUUUUCUAGCUUGUUAGCUUGUUUUGAUUUGGGUUCUAUGUCUUUGAAAUGCUUAAAAAGAGCUUGCAAUUGCAAUAUGAGAAGAUAUAUAGUUAUACAAAUUAUAUAUAUAAUUCUUGAUCUGUCCAAUAAAUUGCAUCUACCAUUUUGCCAUCAGUAGGCUUAGAGUUUUUAUGCAUUUAGACACUUUCUGGUGGACCAUUUGUCGUGCAGAAUUAUAGAAGCAGGGCAUGUCUUUGACAUUUGAAACCUCAAUUUGAUGUCUAUAAAACUAAAAAUGCAUUAUUGCUAUUAUUACAUGGAAGUAAAUGGUAAUAUUGGUUACUUAAUAUUAAUUAAUAUACUUAAGGGAGAACAUGUUGUUUCUCAAAACUGGUGUAAGGGAACUCCUGCUGGCUUUUGGUUUGGGGUACCAUCCAGAAAAAAUACAGUAUGUGUUUAUUUCUUCUUCCUGGUAAGAAAUAAAGAAAAUCCCUCUAGUAGGAAGUUUCAUAUUGGAAAUAUUUACUGCUGUAAGGUAAGUCUGUCAUUUAAUAGCAUCCCCAUUAUGUGAACAUGAAUGCUCAGACUUAGCACUGAUGACUGAGAAGUCUUUUCUGUAUUUCUAACACGCACCACCUUCUACUACGUUUAACUAAGGAGCCAAGCAAACAGCACGUGCUUUUUCUCUGUACUCCUUACUUAUAUGUUCCUGAAACUCUUGAAGAUAAACAUAGGAAUAGCUAUACAGGUCCUGACCAAAGUUGGUUUUUUUCUAACACAAUAGCUUCUUUUGUAGUCAAAAGCAGCUGCCUGAGAAAGGGUAAGAACAAUAGAAGCACAUUUGGUUAUUUUUCUUCUGUGUUCUAGCUUCUAAGUGUCUUCUUUUCCGGGCUUUCCUGAACAUCGUAUGGUUUGUCUAUCUAGUAACUCUCAGUGCUCAGUUUUCCAGUACUUGUCCAGUUUCCUUUGGACUGUAUAUGCUUCCUGAAUAACAGCAGCCCUUAUCAAUUUAUGUCUGUUGCCUAAGGAAUUACCGCUUCUUGUUUAUUUUGAACUAGCUUAAUUUAAUAUGCCCUGCAUAGUAAACUUGUAUCUACCAUGCCUGUGCCAGUCAAUGUUCUCCAGAUAUAUUACAGUCACUUUUAAAUUUCCCCUUCUGAACUGAAAUGCAUUAGCUAAAAUACUUCUUGGGUGACCAAAGGCAUAGAAUAGCUUCUGUAUUUACUGUCCUUUGAAACUUUUCUGGAUCUCAUAUUAUUUUCUGAGAAGGGAACCAAAACUGCAUGCAACAUUAGCCAUGCAGUUGAGUACUGGCCUGUUUGUUUACUUUCUUGUUCUUUAUUCCUUUCCUAGUAAUUCCUGAUAUUUGACUUGCUUUUUUAAUAUGAACCAAAUGUUAUGCUCUUUCCAUGGCAUUAUCUAUUGUUAACACUCUUGAGUGGAAUGUUAAGCUCAGAGGCUAUUUUUUCAUAUGUGAAACUACAGUGGUUUAUCUCCAUGUGUAUAAUUUUUUGUCUAUGCUGAAAUGCACGGGCCAUUUUCUUUCCUAAUCAGUCUUACAUGUGUUUCUACGGUUCAUCACAGUUUGCUAGUAGUCUUGCUACCCUCACUAACUUUAUAAUUGGGAAAUUUUGUUGCUUUGUCCCUUUUUUGAGGUUAAGUCAUGCAGCACACAACCCAGCGAAGACCCUCCAAAGGACCACUGGUGACCUAGGGCAGGAGUUGACUGUUUAUUCUCAUUCCUUUUCAGUGAUUGUGAAUAAAAUGCAGUCCUGCCUACCA